AUGAAUACGUUUCAGUUACAUCAUCCAACUCGGCAACGCAAACGUUCAGUGGUGGACGCAUUUAAGGAGAAACGAACCGUGAGUGGUGAUGCUCGAAGACGAGUUUCAGCAGAUGUCAAAAAUGCUCUUUCGAACGAUCGAGACUGGGGAUUCGAUAUCCUUCGAUUGGAACGGGUCACUGAAAACCAUGCUUUAUCACAGCUCGGCAUUAAGAUAUUUGAACGCUGGAAGGUGCACGAUACGCUGAGAUGUUCAUCAGAUUUGAUAGCCAAAUGGUUUACCGUUAUUGAGAAUCAUUAUCAUAGUUUGAAUCCUUAUCAUAAUGCCACUCACGCUGCCGACGUUCUACAGGCAACCUCCUAUUUUUUGGAUUCUCCAGCUGUCGCUCAUCACGUUCAGGAUACACACGCAACGGCGGCAUUGAUUGCCGCUGCAGUGCACGAUCUCGAUCAUCCAGGUCGAGGGAAUGCAUUUCUGAUCAAUACUCGGCAAUCGUUAGCAUUACUAUACAAUGAUCAAUCAGUAUUAGAGAAUCAUCAUGUAGCGUUAGCAUUUCAAUUAACACUACAACAGUCGAAUAAUGUGAAUAUAUUUGCAAAAUUGCAUCGCGAUGAGUUUGUCGCAAUACGGCAAGCUGUCGUUGAGAUGGUCUUAUCGACCGACAUGUGUAGACAUUUCGAGUACCUCACUAAAUUCCAACAAACCAUUGGCAAUUUACAUGAAUGUGAUGAAGAACGAGAUACGACAUCGAUGACUGUUUGUCGAAUGUUGAUUAAAUGCGCUGAUAUUGGUAAUCCGACUCGAGAAUGGAACCUAUGCAAGCAAUGGGCCAUGCGAAUCGUUGAGGAGUACUUUGAUCAGACAAGUGAAGAACGUGAGAAGGGAUUGCCGUUAACGAUGGAACUGUUCGAUCGUAACACAUGCAAUGUACCGUUGACACAAUGCGGUUUCAUUGAUAUGUUCGCACGGGAGACAUUCACAAGUUGGAGUGAAUUCGCUGAAUUGCCUGAAUUGCUGAAACAGUUGGAGAUUAAUUAUGAAAAUUGGAGACAACAAACCACCAAUUGGAAUCCUGCACAAAAUACUAAUUUAAUUGAUACAUGA
This is a messenger RNA of Anisakis simplex (herring worm), 1104 nucleotides long. The record is from the annotation of a GenBank genome assembly. NCBI's taxonomy places the organism in Eukaryota, Metazoa, Nematoda, Chromadorea, Rhabditida, Anisakidae.